UGGUAUAUUCAUCGGUGUGGCAUUCCAUCCAUAAACAGGUACAUGUAACAUACAUUAGAAGCCAUUAUUUUGAUCACAGAAGACAAUUUUGUGAAUUUAGAAGAUUGUAGGUUUGCCCUUAAAGGUACUGACACUUAAAGGAAUAUAAUUUUUGUGGACUGUUUCAGGAAUCCUGUUUUAUUUUUUGAUAUUGGGAUAAAAAAAGCGCAUUAUUUUUAUUUUAAUAUUAGAAAGUAAGAUAACUGCUUGAUUUAAGUGUUGAAAGGGACAUAAUUCAUCAAGCCUACAAAAUUACAAUAAUAAAGGUAUUCAAUGAAAGUAUGUAUCAAUAAAGAGAUAAUUCAUCUUCAUGUAAAAAAACCUUUGCGAAUUUAUUAAUUAAACUGCUUUUAAUUAUCUGUGAUUAAUGCGGUCAAAAAGGGGAUAAGUGUGCUUGAUGUGAUAACCAAGGGAAAUAACUGUGUAUUUCCCACACAAUGAAGAAACAGAACGUGAGAACUUUAUCUCUAAUCGUUUGUACGUUUACAUAUCUACUAGUUGGAGCGGCUGUUUUUGACGCCCUGGAGUCAGAAUUCGAAGUGGAGAAUCGACAAAGACUACUUAGCGAGGAGCACGCUUUACGCGAAAAGUACAACAUGACAGAUGCAGACUUUUUCCGUCUUCGAUGGAAUAUUAUUCAUACUGUGCCAUAUAAGGCAGGUACGCAGUGGAAAUUUGCUGGAGCGUUUUAUUUUGCGCUAACUGUGAUCACAACAAUCGGUUAUGGUCAUUCUACACCACAGACGAUUGGUGGAAAAAUAUUUUGUAUGUUUUAUGCGCUAGCAGGGAUUCCACUGUGUAUCGUUAUGUUCCAGUCUGUGGGUGAAAGGCUAAACACAUUUGUGACUUUUUUGUUAAAACAGUUACGCAAAUGUUUUAAAUUAAAAAAUCCAGAAGUUUCACAGACUAAUUUAAUUUUAAUUACAAUGAAUUUAUCUAUGAUAGUUUUAACGACCGGUGCGGCCGCAUUUUCUAGUUACGAAGGCUGGGAAUAUAUUGACUCUUUAUAUUACUGCUUUAUCACCCUAACAACCAUUGGAUUUGGGGAUUACGUGGCAUUACAGAAAGACAACGCAUUACAAACUAAGCCUCAAUAUGUAGCGUUCAGUUUAAUUUUUAUAUUGUUUGGAUUAACAGUAAUUUCUGCUGCUAUGAACCUUUUAAUUUUACGGUUUCUAACCAUGAAUACCGAAGAUGAAAGAAGGGAAGAGCUAGAGGCAGCGGUGGCUGCACAAGGUGCAGUAAGAUUGGACGGUGAUAUCAUAACUGCUAACGGCAAUGUAGUGUCGGGUGCUCAAGAGAUGCCAGAAUUUAACGAUUUAGUUAGUGUGUGUUCCUGUAGUUGUUAUAAUUUACGAUCAAAGUGUCGACCACGAUACAAAGUGACAAGGGGACCCACAAAAAUAGGACAUUUGUUACCCAUGCAGUCCGUGGCAAACAAUCGGGAGGAUUCACAUAGUUGCGUCGAAGACACAAACUCAUACCUUCAGUGGCAAUUAAAUCGCAAAAGAGCAUCCAUUUGAAUAAAAGGUGGAUGUAUCGCUUGCUUUAAUCAUUGUCUUUCAAAAAUGGAAUGGUGAAAAAGUAUGGGCUAUUUUACAGUUAGUGAGUGACAAAGUACCAGCUGUGAGCUUUUGUUCAAUUAGUGAAAAUGUGUGAGCUUAUAUUUAAUUAGUGAAAGAGUGAGAGCUUUUAUUUAAUUAGUGAAAUCGUGUGAUCCAUCAUCUAAUGUUUAAUAAAGUGUGUUCUUAUUUGUCAGACUGCAAUUGGAUAUCAAAAUGGUAACAUGACAACACCUAUGUCCAGCCAGCAGGCAUCUGUUUCGUGUUCUUGUAAACACAUUCAGUGAUAAAAAUUAUUGAUUUUCUUUCAUAAUAUCAAAAAUCUACACCUGAACUUCAAGUGGCAUUUAGUAUUUGAAGACUUACACACGAAAACUUAUACAUGGAAUAACAAUUACUUAUUACAGUUGCAUGGUUAAUAAACAAGUAAUUAUUAUAACAUGUAUAGGUUUUAGUGUGAGCUAGAUCUGUUGUUAAAUGAAAAGAAUUUGAUCACAUAGCAAAUCCAGAUUGGAAGACAUAAUAAGUUGAGGUCACUCUUCUAUUUUUGAGUUAUUCAACAUUUAGUUGCCUAUAUUGAAGAGAGAUGUAAAAUUGAGUAAAAUGUACUUUUGAAAAACAUAUACACAUAGAUAACAAAAUGGUCAAUGGGGAUAGCAAAUUGAUCAAAAGGAAUAAUAACAGGCUGAUCAAAAGGAGUAACAAUGUGAUCUUACGUUGAGUAAUGAAUUUGAUUAUUACUUGGCAAUAACAAAUGUAAAACUGACUAGGAAUAACAAAUGUCUAUGAAUUAAGAGUAACAGAUGUAAUAAACUUGAAUAAUGUUAUCAGGUGAAGUAACAAAUGUGAAUGUAAUCAGGUAAAGUUACAAAUGUUAACAUGGUUGGCUGAAGUAACAAAUGUUAAUGUGAAGUAACAAAUGUUAAAGUGAAGUAACAAAAUAAUAACGUGUGUUGGAUCUGUUUUUUAACUAUUUGACUUUGUGUGGUUCAUGGCAUUGAAGUCAGCUGUGAAAGAUAUCCAUAUGGAUGCAAUUCAGUGCAUGAAUCUGAUUCAUACUUGCCAUUUUCAUCAUUAUCCGUUCAACUUUGAUUUUAAAAACAAUUAUUAUUAUUACUAUUAUGGAAAUGUUGUUAAAUUUUUAAAUCAGUAAAAUAUAAAUGUUAUUCUGUGGACUGGACUGGUGUGCAAUUUUAUUAUUUAAUUGAGGGAAAAAGGUAUUAUAUUUGUAUAUUUCUUGUUAUUGUAUAAUAUUUAAUAAUUUAUAUGAUGAUUAUUCUUGAGUGAUAGACUAGAUUAUCAAAAUGUACAUGUAGUAAGUGAUUUGAUGUAAUGUAUAGAAUUCCAUCACUACCUCUAUGUCUGGCCUGGAUAAAUAUAGCUAGUUUUAAUAAUCAUGUCAUAAUAUGCCUUGCAAGAGGCCUUGAAAGGGCUUCCAUACCAUGAGACACUCAAAUUUCCUCCAUGUUUUUCUAGUGACCUUCAUCUCUAUUUUACAGUUAAAAUGGCCCUCAAAAACAAUUGGCAUUGCAGCAUUAAUUAAUUCGCUAGACUAGGAAUUAUCAUUGAAAUGAUUGAUAUAAAUAGGUAUUGGCCAGUUUUAUUUUCUCAUCUUAAGACAUUUCUUUAUAGAACGUGCCUAGUAAUGUGCAGAUUGUGAUUCAUGCACUCCAGAUACAUGUAAGUCUAUCAAAUCCUGCAAUACAAAAAAUUGUGCAAAAUAUUUUUGCAGGUUUUGAUUAUUGAAAUAUUUGUUUGACUGUCUAAUCAAGCUAAAAUUUAUUAUUAUACUGCAUGACAGAUGUAGAAUGAAUCUCCUGCUACACAAGAACCAAAAUAAUAUGUAGUUUUAAUAAGAUUAGAUGUCACUGUUAUGAAAAUCAAACACAAUCAAUCUUAAACCACUAUUCACAAAAUCGAGUAAUGAGUACAAGCUGGCAUGGAAAUAAUGAUUUUAUUUGUACCUGACAAAAUGUCAAGUGGAACACAUUAUAUAAUAUAAAUAUCAAUAAAAAUGCAGAAAGGCGAUAAAUCUGUGCCAGCCAACAUAAUACCAGAGGAACUGUGCCAGACAAGGCUGGAAUUUGUUACUGACAUUGGUCUGUGACAGGUGCCUUAUUCCCUUAUAUUUUACUUUACUAGAGCAUUGUGGUGGUUUAAACUGGUAACAUCCAUAAAAGACCGUUAGUUAGGGUUGAUUGAUUUUUAAUUAGCCAAUUGUAACUGUACAUUGAGAGUACAUAAUUGUACUUGAAGAUCACUGAUGAGCAUGAACAAAACUAGAGUGAUACAUGUGAAUAAUUUAUUCUGAUAUUUGGUUAUGUUGUGAAAAUAAAUUAAUUAGGAUUAAACAAACUACUUCCAAUGUAUUAUAAACUGUGAUUUUAUUAAUAAAACCAUUUAUUAGUUCUCAACUAAUUUUUCUAGUCAAUGAUCAUUUUUAUUUAUGUGUAAUAAGUUUAAAGAAGCUAGCUAGACCUCUGUGAUUUAGGUCAAAAUAAAGUAUUGAAUUGAGUUGAUCUCAUGUAUUAUUUUGAUUAAGGGGAAGUCGGUUUAUUACUAAUUUUAGUUUAAAUGUUUGUUUUCUGUGUCGACAGUGUAACACAAUAUAUGUUCCAUCUCACAUUAGCUUUCUCUAAAGAUGUAACAUUUUCAACAGAUUGGCAUUUCAGAAACAAAUUAACUCACAUUGAAAUCAACAAUUACAUUUUUGGCCCAAAUCAAAGAGGUUGAGUCAUUUUAAGUUUAAAUUUGUAAUUUUAGAACAAAUUUACAACAUUUUUAGCAAUCACUGCCACAAUAAUUGUGGAACAAUAUCGGAAUUUGUCCAUCGACGAGUCUCUAUUGCUUCCAUUCUCUCAACAGACCAUACUUAUUCAACUAUUUACAUAACUUAAUUCUGAUUUAUAAUAGUUGUCAUGAGACAAACAGUAAUGGCUAUGGCCAUCAAUAACUUCAAAAUAUAAUAAAUAUUUAUUUUAUUUACAUAACAUCAGAAAACUAUGAAUUAUUGUUUUCUACAUUUUUAAAUGUUUUUCAUACGCCCACAUUGGAGUAUAUUGAUGUCAUAUUCCCAGACUGUCCGUCAGUUGUUCACAUUUCUUGUAAGGUAUACAAUCUGAUUGAAACACAGAUCCUAUUUCGUUUCGUUUUGUAUAGUUCAAAAUUUCAUUUUACUUGCCUUUACCACACUAGGAUCUGGAAGAGUUGUUAUAUAAUCCUCUUUUUGUUACGGCGGGUUUUUGGCGUGAGGUGCACAGAACUAUGGCUAACCCGCUAGAAACAUCAACGCUGAUUAAUCAAAUGUCUAACAUCAUAGGGUCAAAAGCCACUCAUAUGACCAUGACCUCUGAAGCAACCUUCCACUAUAACCGGUCAGAUCUUCAUGUAGUAGAGGCCAUCGAAAGUAUAAAAAAACGAAACGAAGUAUAGAUCUGAAUUUUUCUAGCAGAUUGUAGCAUAUAAGAUUAGAGGCCACAAUAAAACAUACAUCUUUGUGUCUUUUGUCUCUCUCAUUGAAAUAAAGAAGUCUAUUGAUUAUCACCUUCUGAGAUAUGCUGUCCCUUUAUUAUGAAAUGGUGUUAGCACUUUAUAGGCUGCAAUUAUUUCUAGAAUUUAUAAUGGUUGACUACCCUGUAGAAAGGGUAGUCUCGGUUAUCCAGAACCUCCUAGUUUUCAACGUAAGGAGGGUCUGGGACCGUUGUCAAUAUUUGACGAAAAGUUCCAUUGCCUAUGCGUAACCGGGAGUUUGUUCUUUUUAUGUGGUUGAUUAUUCAGUAUUUUUUACAAGUCAAGUAAGAAUCGUGCCCCCUCCCGCAAUAAAUCCCACAAUUAUUGCAUUAUUAUAAACAAACAUGAAUCGUGACGACAAAUUAGAGUUAAUUAAAAAAAACAAUAUUAUAGAUAUGGCCCAUGAAGAGAGAAAUUUUACAAUAAAAAAAAUUAAGAGUGUUGGAUAUUGAACUGGCAAUGCAGUCAAACGGAUUUUCUGAAAUGGCAUUCAUAAAUUAAUUUCAUGGUCGUCAACAUCUUGUUUUAGGACUAGUUACCUCCCUUAGACUUUGUUAAUGAUAAUGUGAAAGACCAGAUAAUCUAGCCAAUGACCUAUUAUUCUCAAAUGUUGACAACGUUUCCAGACUAAUUUAUAUUCGUAGAAUAUUUUUCUGGAUGAUAGAGACUAUUGAAAGGGAAGAAUCCUUUUGAUUCUCAACAAAUUUUGAUGACUUCCAGAGUUAUUGACUUUAGUUAUGAUCUGAUCUUUCGAAAUGCUUAUGAAUUGCUUAGUUCACCACAGCUCAGACAACUUAGGUGGGUGCAUGUUUCAUUGUCUGGCAACCCAUGUUUAUCAUGGUGAUACCCCCCACCACCAUUAAAAUGUUUUAAAGGUACGAAUUUGACUGUAUAAUUUUAUACUAUAUAAAUAUCGACAUAUUAAUAGAUUUUAAUUUGUAAAUAAUCUCCAUUGUUUUAUUUAUUUUAUUUAUUUAAUUUAAUUUAUUUCAAAGAUAAAAUUUUUAACAAUAGAAAUUUACUUGAAGCAUAAAAUAAUUUGUAAAGGCCUGACACUAAAAUAGAACAAACCAUAUCAUCUCAGAAUCUCUCAUUAAUUAAGUUAGCUUGUAUUUAACCAUUUAUAUAACUUGGCAUAAUAGUUUGAAAGAUUUACAAUGUUAGCCCUGAUCUUGGUCUUCUCCUUGGUCCUCUAGAGUUACCUGCACUUGAGUAUAGGCUAUAACUAUCUUAUUAUUCUUUGAGACUAAAUGCAAUGGAGUUUAAUAACAAACUUCUAUUAUAGUACUUCUGUUCAGCUAAAGCCAAUCAAAGUCCACUUCCUCACCUUUCCAAUACCUAUAGCGGACUGGAGGUGAAGGCCAAAAUCUUUUAUUUUUAUUUAUUUAAGUUAAAGCAAUGAUUGGUUGUAUUAUACAAUAUUUUGUAGUUUUUAGUAUUUCUUCACGGUCAGGGACUGUAUUUAUCAAAUUAAAUUUAAAAAAAUGAAUGAAAAACUGUACUGCCAUCAACAAGCAAAUUAGCUCAGUUUGUGUGGAGGUUUUCGCUACUUUGUUUAAUUGCAAUGGGGUGGCAUACCCUAAUCGUAUUUUUCACUUGAACAUAUUUAUUACCUGGGUUAAUCCCACUGUAUUUUGCUACACCAAAUUUAAUUGGUUGUUGUGAAUGAAGCCUAUAGGAGACUUACUUUACACCAGUUCUUGGAAGUUUCCUUGAAGAUAUAUAUAAGAAUUUCUCAGGACUUUAUAAAUACAGCCCCUGAAUUCAUAUCUUCAUUAAUACAUCAUUUUUAAUACCCUAAUCAUAGUUAAUUUGGUAACUGGUUAUUAAUAUUAAUAUAACAAAUAGAAGACACUUCCUCUAAUUUUUUAGAUAGACUUUUAUGAAUAUUUUAUUUUAAAAUAAAUUUAUUUAUACUUGUUGAAGCAAUCUCACAUUACAUAAUAGUUAGAUGGAAUCUCAUAUAUGAUUUAUUUAUGUUUUAUUACAUUAUUUUUACAUUUUUCUGGUUAGAGAUAUAUAAGCAUCGAAAGAGGUUUAAAAAAUGUAUAUACUCGUAUUUAGAAAGAAACAAAAUUUUCAAUAACUCAGUGCUUUGGACUACUCCAGGGAGAAAUUAUUCUAUGUGAGAUGAAUUCAGUGUUAAAAAAAAUUACCAUACAACAAUUCGGUUACUAAAAUUUGACAUCUCUUUCUCUCUCUCUGUGAAUUUUACAAAAAUAAGGCUGAUAAAGGUCAUUGAUUCAUGUAAUUGUUAAGAGCUUCUUAAAAUGUAUUUUUUACUUUCAACCAUUUUAAAACUUAAAUUCAUUCAUGCAUUCCAUUUUUUUUCAUUCAUUGUUACUUCAUUGUUACAGUAGUUUGUGAUGUCAUCAAAUGUUGAACUCAUAUACUGGUGAUUUCAUAAUGAAAUGAUAUCAUCACUUCUGUUAAAUAAGAUAUUUUAUGUCAUUUUGCAAAAACAAAAAAACUAUUAAAGUAUGUUUCCAAAAUA
Molecule: messenger RNA, 7605 nt
Organism: Patella vulgata (common limpet)
Lineage: Eukaryota; Metazoa; Mollusca; Gastropoda; Patellidae
Product: two pore potassium channel protein sup-9
Exons: 2
Coding region: 477-1562 (361 amino acids)
Biological process (GO): stabilization of membrane potential; potassium ion transmembrane transport
Cellular component (GO): membrane
Molecular function (GO): potassium ion leak channel activity
Source: RefSeq, a predicted model, not a curated record